AUGGCAGCUUGUGGUUUUGUUGAUAUGGGGUUUGUGGGUAGUAGGUUUACCUGGAGUAACAAAUAUACCAAGGAGAGGUUGGAUCAGAGCUUUCAAACCCUACAGUGGAGAAGCCUCUUCCCGUUUAGUAGAGUUAUCACUCUUAAUCCCUCGGAAUCAGACCACUGCCCUAUCUUAAUCGAGGUUCAUGCGGAGAAAGUGCAAUCUACAAGGGUUAACAGGCCCUUUCGUUUUGAAGAGAUUUGGCAUGGUAAUCAAACCUGUGCAGACAUCAUUCAGAAGGAGUGGGCUCUUCCUACGACAGGGAAUGUUUUGCGACAGAUUGGUUUCAAAUUCCAAGCUAUUGGUAAGAAGCUAAUGCAGUGGCAUAAGACUGAUUUUGAUAGGCAAAAGGCUGAAAUGAGAAUAAUUCAGGAGAAGCUGAAUGACAUUAUGAGACAACCUUUUUCUCCAGAACAAUAUGAGGAGCAGAGAACCUUGCAUGCCAAGUAUAGCCAAUUACUGUCUCAGCAAGAAAAGUAUUGGAGGCAAAGAUCCAGAGCCGUGUGGCUUAAGGAUGGAGACAGAAAUUCUGCUUUCUUCCAUCGUAGAGCCUGUAACAGGAAGAGCAGGAACUCCAUUAGGGGUUUAACUGAUGAGCAAGGACAAUGGCAAUCAGAGCCGGCUGAAAUCCAACGAUUAUUGUUGACCUACUUUAAGACAGUCUUCUCUUCUGAAGGAUGUGAUGCUAGGGCCGUACAAACUGUGCUCGAUGCUACACCAACAAAGUUAACUAGAAGCAUGAAUGAAUCUCUUGUGCAGCCCUAUACAGAUGAUGAAAUCAAAGCAGCUUUAUUUCAAAUGCAUCCCUCAAAGAGUCCGGGCCCGAAUGGUAUGUCCCCAUUCUUCUUUCAAAAAUAUUGGAAUGUGGUGAGCAUGGAUGUCUGUAAUGCCAUUAGAAAUUUUCUUGAGAAAGGAGAGCUAUGGCCAGAAUCAAAUUAUACUUUCUUGUGUUUGAUACCAAAAACCAAAUCUCCUAAAGUAGCUGCACACUUCAGGCCAAUUGCCCUAUGCAAUGUGAUUUGUAGAAUUGCUUCUAAAGUAGUGGCAAAUCGGUUAAAAUGUAUUCUGCCUGAGAUCAUCUCACCACUUCAGAGUGCGUAUGUGCUAGGGAGGUUAAUCUCUGAUAACACCUUAGUAGCUACUGAGGAAGCGCACUUCAUGCAUCAACUGAGAAGCCAAGAAACAGGUUUUUUCUCCUUGAAACUUGACAUUAGCAAAGUAAGGCUGUCAGCCUUAAUCUCAGAUGCAGUUCAUCACAAUGCUAUUGCUGGACUUAAAAUGUGCCCCCAAGCUCCCACUCUUCAUCACCUAUUUUUUGCGGAUGAUAGCUUUCUGUUUGGGACUGCAAUAGACGGUGAAUGCUACAAAUUUAAAGAUAUACUUGAUACCUAUGAACGUGCCUCAGGUCAACAGGUGAAUUAUCAGAAGAGCAGUAUGGCAUUUAGCAGGAAUGUGGAUAUGGACACACAAAACAAGUUUGCUUCUAUUCUGGCAGUUAAAAGAGUGGAUGAGCAUGACAGAUACUUAGGUCUACCUCUGAGAGUUGGUAGAUCAAAGACUGCGAUUUUUGAGUACAUUAAAGAGAAAUUAACAAAGAAGCUUAUUAAUUGGAAAGCAAAGAUUCUGAGUUGUGCCGGCAAGGAAAUCUUGAUAAAAGCAGUGGCACAAACAAUGCCAUUGUAUGCCAUGAAUUGUUAUCUUUUACCACGGGGGUUAUGUGAUGAUAUUCAUAAGUUGUGUGCGUCUUUCUUUUGGGGGGACACCAAUGAGAAGAAAAAGAUCCAUUGGAGGAGUUGGGACAAGCUGUGUCUGACAAAGAAAGAAGGAGGUAUGGGAUUCAAGAACUUGUAUGCUUAUAACCUUGCAAUGUUGGCAAAGCAAGGCUGGAGACUGGUCACAAACCCUACAUCACUUAUAGCAAGAUUGUUCAAAGCUAGGUACUUUCCCAAUUGUUCUUUUUGGGAGGCUGAUUUGGGAGACUCACCAUCCUUUUCAUGGAGAAGUAUUCUCAGUGGCAGGCCAGUUCUAAAAGCUGGUAUUCAGUGGAAAAUUGGUGAUGGUCAUUCCGUAAGUAUUUGGCAUGACAGGUGGAUCCUGGUGCAUCAUCCAGUCCAUCUACAACCACCAGCCACUCCAGAGUUCCAUUUAGUUGCUGAUCUUAUUAAUCAGGAGACAAGAGAAUGGAUUCCAACCUCGGUGUAUGCUUUAUUUUCUAGUGAAAUAGCUGAGAAGAUCUUAUGUAUCCCACUUGGACGACGCCAAUGCUCUGACAAACUAAUAUGGAGUCCAGAGAAAAAAGGUUUUUAUUCUGUGAAGUCAGCCUACUGGAUAGCUUGGGAACAAGUCUUACAGAAUGUUCUCACUUCUACUUCUAAUGGAGAUCCGUUUAAAGAGCUUUGGCAGCAACUUUGGAAGGCCAAAAUUCCGGGAAAGGUGAUUAUUUGUAACUGGAGGGCUUGUAACAAUCUCUUGCCCACACGGGAGAGGUUACUAGCUAAAGGAUAUAUUGGAACCACAGAAUGCUUGCUAUGUCAGAAUCGCAUUGAAGACAACUAUCAUCUCUUUUAUUUCCAAAAAUCUCGUAGCAGGAAUCCACCAACAAACAGGUCCGUGAGGGCCAAAUGGAAACCACCGACGUCGGGUUUCAAGUUGAAUGUUGAUGCAGCCUUCCUUCCCAACCAAACCAAUGGUGGCAUUGGAGGAGUAUUAAGAGACUCGACAGGUCAGUUUAGAGCUACAUUCUUUCAACCUGUAAUGUUUGCAGCAUCACCAAAGCAGUGUGAACUCCUAGCCAUUCGAGCGGGUUUGGAUCUAUUAUCCUCAUGUGGUAUACACAACGUCAGUGUUGAAAGUGAUUGCAUGGAGGCUGUCUCUGAAGCAAACUGUAGGAAUUAUGAUCUGUUAGCUAAUGGAGGCAUAGUGGAUGACAUUCAUGAAGUAUGGAGUAGGUUGCAGGGAGUGACCAUAAGUCAUACUCCGAGAACGUGUAAUGUUGUGGCACACCGCCUGGCAGCUUUAGGUUUUGAGAAUCCUAUUGGAGCCGUCUGGUUUGACCAAGCUCCUUCUUAUAUUAGUGAUGUACUACAGCACGACUGUGCUCAACUCGUUUGA
Molecule: messenger RNA, 3153 nt
Organism: Rosa rugosa (rugosa rose)
Lineage: Eukaryota; Viridiplantae; Streptophyta; Magnoliopsida; Rosales; Rosaceae
Exons: 3
Coding region: 1-3153 (1050 amino acids)
Molecular function (GO): RNA-DNA hybrid ribonuclease activity; nucleic acid binding
Source: RefSeq, a predicted model, not a curated record